AAUUGGAAAAUUUCUAGUUAUUAGAAAUUGAAUGUAAUGGCUGCAGAAUUUAUAAAGAGUUGUUGUAGAGGAUGUUUCCAUGGUGAAACGGAAAACCACAAGUUUUCUGUGGAAAGAGACUUUGAUGCACCAGUCUCAAACAGCCAAAAUACCAUCUGUAUACCUCCAUUGACUUCUGUUUCAGUUAAGCCCCAAGUUGGCUGUAGUGAGGAUUAUUUGCUUUCCAAGUUACCAUGUGAUGGUAAAGAAGUGCCAUUUGUGGUGCCCAGGUUUAAGUUGUCUUACAUUCAGCCCAGGACACAAGGAACUCCUUCACAUCUGGAUGAGCUGGAAGGAUCUGCCAGAGCAUCUUUUGGAGAUCAAAAGGCAGAGCUCUGCAGUUCAUUCUACCCUGGGCCCAGCUAUGAUGUAUAUAACCCAUGCUAUAUGCAUCAAAACUUUUCACCUGAUUUAAGUCGGCGCUUUCCUCUUCAUUUUGAAACAAAAAAAUUAUACGGAUCUGUUUGUGAUUUAAGGACCAGUAAACUUCCUGGUUCGCCUGGGCUAAGCAAAUCUAUGCUUGAUCUUACAACUUCACCUCAGCGAUUCAUCCAGAGACAUGACUCAUUGUCCAGUGUACCUAGUAGUUCUUCUUCAAGGAAAAACUCUCAGGGUAGUAACAGAAGCCUGGAUACAAUUACCCUAUCAGGAGAUGAAAGAGACUUGGGGAGAUUGAAUGUGAAAUUGUGUUAUAAUUCUUCAGCAGAGCAGAUCUGGAUCACAGUUUUGCAGUGCAGAGAUGUAAAUUGGCCUUCUAGUUAUGGAGACACUCCUACAAUUUCUAUAAAAGGAAUUUUAACAUUGUCCAAACCAGUGCAUUUUAAAUCUUCAGCCAAAGAAGGUUCCAAUGUUAUUGAAUUUAUGGAGACUUUUGUAUUUGCUAUUAAACUACAAAAUCUACAAGCUGUGAGGCUUGUAUUUAAGAUUCAAACCCAGACUCCCAGGAAGAAAACCAUUGGAGAAUGUUCUCUAUCACUCAGAACUCUUAGUACAGAAGAAAUGGAUUACUCAUUGGAAAUAAUACCACCUUCAAAAAUUUCUGUUUGCCGAGCAGAACUUGAACUGGGGAUUUGUUUUCAAGCAGUAAAUAGCAGGAUUCAACUGCAAAUUCUUGAGGCACAAUACCUUCCAAGCUCAUCAGCACCUCUGGCUUUGAGUUUUUUUGUGAAGGUGGGGAUGUUUAGCUCAGGAGAGCUGAUUUAUAAGAAGAAGACACGCUUACUGAAGGCUUCCAGUGGAAGAGUCAAGUGGGGAGAAACUAUGAUUUUUCCACUUACACAGACUGAAAAAGAAAUUGUUUUUCUCAUUAAACUUUAUAGUCGAAGCUCUGUAAGAAGAAGACAUUUUGUAGGCCAGCUCUGGAUAAGUGAAGACAGCAAUAAUAUUGAAGCAGUGAACCAAUGGAAAGAGACAAUUACAAAUCCCGAAAAGCUUGUUAUCAAGUGGCACAAGUUAAAUCCAUCUUGACGACGCCAGGCAUCAAUUUCAUGAAGAAACAACUUGGCAAUCUUUUAGAAAAAACAUGAUUUCUAAAAUUGUAAUGAGUUCUACCAGAUAUACUAAGUGAAUGAAAUGUUUUAAAAUGGUGCCAAAACAGAUGAUAAAAU
Messenger RNA from Acomys russatus (golden spiny mouse), 1646 nucleotides. It is a transcript of the gene Tc2n, whose product is annotated as tandem C2 domains, nuclear. The record is from RefSeq and is a predicted model, not a curated record. Gene Ontology annotation, cellular component: nucleus. The transcript has 11 exons. NCBI's taxonomy places the organism in Eukaryota, Metazoa, Chordata, Mammalia, Rodentia, Muridae. The coding region runs from base 37 to 1506 and encodes 489 amino acids.